CUCGGGCGCGGCACAGCCAAAGGGAAAGCCGACGCCCGGAUGACUUCCCCCUGCCCGAGCGGGGCGGGGCGGGGCGGAGGGGCGGCCACCACCGCCACCGCUUCCCGGUCUCUUGUACCGGCUACGGCCGCGCCCGUUCCCCGCUGGCAGGCCGCACCGCAGCCGUGUCCGCCGCCGCGACAGGCACCAUGAGCGGAUCCGGCCCCGAGACAGCCCAGCCCAGCGACGCCGAGGAGAUCCGUCUCCAAGAGGCCGAGCAGGACUGGGCGGCGGCCAAGGCUUUCUACGACAACCUGGUUUCCAAGAGACCCCGGCCGCCCAAGCCCCAGCACGCCAUCACGGUGGCCGUCUCCUCCCGAGCCCUCUUCGAUCUGGUGGAGGAGCGGCGGAUCUACGAGGAGCAAGGGGUAGAGAAGUACGUGGAGUACCAGCAGAACAACGAGAAUGUCACACUGAAACCCGGACCGGCUUUCUACUUCGUCAAGGCUCUGGAGCACGUCAAUGCUCGGCUUCUUGAGCUGUACCCUGACGAUGAAGAACGGUUUGAUAUUGUCCUGAUGACUAAUAACCAUGCCCAAGUGGGCGUGAGACUGAUAAACAGCAUCAAUCACUAUGGCUUAACAAUUGAACGGUUCUGUAUGACGGGAGGAAAAAGCCCUAUCGGUUACCUGACUGCGUAUCUUACCAACUUGUACCUCUCAGCAGAUUCUGAAAAAGUGCAAGAAGCAAUAGAAGCAGGCAUCGCAUCAGCUACAAUGUUCACUGCCAACAAAGAUGUUCCUUACUCAGAUACACAGUUGAGAGUGGCAUUCGAUGGGGAUGCGGUUCUCUUUUCUGAUGAAUCAGAACAGAUUGUCAAAGAGCAAGGAUUAGACAGAUUUUUUGAACAUGAACAGCUGAAUGAAAAUAAGCCUCUUGCACAGGGUCCUUUGAAAGGUUUUCUGGAAGACCUAGGGAAACUCCAGAAGAAGUUCUAUGCAAAAAAUGAACGAUUAAACUGUCCCAUAAGGACCUUCCUGGUCACAGCCAGAAGCGCAGCGAGCUCUGGAGCCAGAGUGCUGAAGACUCUUCGUAGCUGGGGCUUGGAAAUUGAUGAGGCACUUUUCCUAGCAGGAGCUCCUAAAGGACCAAUCCUGGUGAAAAUCCGCCCUCACAUAUUCUUUGAUGACCAGAUGUUUCAUGUUGAAGGAGCACAGAAAUUAGGCACUAUAGCUGCACAUGUUCCCUAUGGCGUUGCUCAAAAAUACCAUAAAUCUGCGUAACACGACAGCAUCAUUAGCAAUUAGGUUCUUAACUCAGCCAGCCUCUGAUAUACCAUUAUAUAUCUAUGUCUGAAAACCUCUACAUUUGUAUAUUGUAAGCACUAUGUUUAUCAAUUUAACUUCUGGGUAGAACAGCUUUUAAAGGAAAUAUUUUUCAUAUAGGUAAGUUUUUAACAGAGUUAUUUAUUAGCAUUUUUAAGCCGUUCAGGUUUUUUACUUGCCUGGAUUGAACACUGUGUUAUUGGGGAAAGAUUUGUACUGAUUUUAUAACCUGAGACAUAGUUUGAGAGACAGAAGAGUUACAUUUUCUCUAAAAAACUGUUGAAGGGGUCUUUAUAAUAAAAAUCAUGCUGCAGUGCUAGUUCUUGAUGGCUAUUUCUGAAAUUACCAAAAGGGCAGUUUACAUAUAAGUGUUUACCUGUUGGUGAUCUGCUUUUUAAGUGUGUGUUCAGUUUGUUAUCACAAGGUUUCAUCUCCCAGUGAAAUGUUAGCUUAUUUUGUGUCUACAGGAACCCUUUAUUUUUCUAUAUUAUU
Messenger RNA from Dryobates pubescens (Downy woodpecker), 1796 nucleotides. It is a transcript of the gene NT5C1B, whose product is annotated as 5'-nucleotidase, cytosolic IB. Gene Ontology annotation, cellular component: cytosol; cytoplasm. The record is from RefSeq and is a predicted model, not a curated record. The transcript is spliced from 6 exons. The coding region runs from base 189 to 1262 and encodes 357 amino acids. Gene Ontology annotation, molecular function: nucleotide binding; magnesium ion binding; 5'-nucleotidase activity. NCBI's taxonomy places the organism in Eukaryota, Metazoa, Chordata, Aves, Piciformes, Picidae. Gene Ontology annotation, biological process: nucleotide metabolic process; adenosine metabolic process.